AUGAAGGUCACGUUAUUAACCGCUGCUGUCAUUGCUUUUCUCAGAGCAUCUGUUACUACUGCUUCAGCUGAAAAGAUUGAUCAACAUGGUCAACUACUCGAUAUCGCUUACGUCACAAAACAUAUUGGUACACAUCGUGGUUACCCUACUGAAUCCAUCCCUAACAAAGACCAUAUUGAUAACGACUACAUUCUUGAACAAUACCAACUGAUAAAACGCCAUGGUACACGCUAUCCUGGGGAUGAUGAUAUUGAUGCGAUGAAUGAACUCAAUGAUUCCCUUACCGGUUGGACAAACAAUUAUGAUAACCAAUGGGUUCGCAGUCGUACGGGCUUGUUGGACUUGCAUGGUCAAAUGGAACAUUAUACUCAUGGUGAGCGAGUUGCUGCUAGCUACCCUGAAAUUGUUAAAUCGGCUAUUGAUUUCGAUGUGUCUACUCUUACUGCUUACGCUUCCUGGUCCGACCGAGUAUCUCAAUCUGCCUCAGCCUUCUUAAUGGGAGCUUUCAAGGGAUAUGGUCAAUUAGGCAAGGAUAACACGAUGGCUAUUCCUAUUUUUACCUAUCCUGAAGAAGAGGAUAAGAUGCUUGCCUUCCAUAAAGCUUGCAAACGCUGGAAAACUGAAAUCGACGAUAGUGAUUUCGUUGACAAAGCCGUCAAGCCAUUAGACAAACUCUACAAACAAACCAUAGCCACCCGUCUAUCCAAGGAUUUGGGCUUACAUAUUACUGCUACUGAUGUUGAAAACUUGAUGAGCGGCUGUGCUUUUGAUGUGACCAUGCGUGGUACAGCCGAUACUUUCUGUCGACUCUUCACCAAGGAUGAUCUAAUAAAAUUAGAGUACUACGAUGAUCUUAAACAUUGGUUUAAGCUUUCUUACGGCUAUGAGGAAUUGAAUGCUGGUAUGGCCUGUAAUCUGGGUAAAGCUAUAAUUGAAAAUAUUGAGGCUGCUGUCCAUGGCUCCACUACUGGUAAGAAAUUCCCUCGUUUGGAUCUCAAGUUUGGACAUGAUGAGACUCUUUUGCCUCUUCGUACUUUCUUUGGUCUUCAAAAAGAUGAUUACAAGCUGGCCUGGAAUCUUUCUCAACACGAAAUUGAUAACCGUAAAUUUAAAUUAUCGAAAUUCAGCUUCUUCGCCAACAACCUCGCUUUUCAAGUAUUGUCUUCCAAAAAUAAAACAAACACUCAAAAAUACGUCAGAGUCUUAGAUAACGAGAAGGCUAUCAUUUUCCCUGGUUGUCAACAUGAAUACUGCCCUCACGAUCAAUUUCUAGAAGCUGUGGCCCCUAUGCUUACAUGCGACUAUGAUGAAACCUGUGCUAUCUAA
This is a messenger RNA of Mycotypha africana, 1326 nucleotides long. Its product is annotated as histidine phosphatase superfamily. Bases 1 to 1326 code for a protein of 441 amino acids. The record is from RefSeq and is a predicted model, not a curated record. Gene Ontology annotation, molecular function: acid phosphatase activity. NCBI's taxonomy places the organism in Eukaryota, Fungi, Mucoromycota, Mucoromycetes, Mucorales, Mycotyphaceae. The transcript has 2 exons.